Molecule: messenger RNA, 1154 nt
Organism: Lodderomyces beijingensis
Lineage: Eukaryota; Fungi; Ascomycota; Pichiomycetes; Serinales; Debaryomycetaceae
Source: the annotation of a GenBank genome assembly
AUGUCCUUCUCAGACUUCCAAAAGGUUGAAACCGUCAAAUCAUUGAACCAUUUCUUGGCUGAUAAAUCAUACAUUGAUGGGUAUGUCUAGUUUUUUGUUUCGUUCCUUUUUUUUUUUAGUUUUGCCAAAAAAACAUACAAAAAAAAAAGAACUUGCUUCAAAUUUCUACUGUCGGGUUGUUCAAACACGAGUGCUUCUCAAGGGCAUUGACGACAAUCACGUCAAUUGCGUACAUGUAUCUUGUUUUUGCUUUCUUGAGAGGAAAACUCGGUUGUCAAUUGGCUGCUAUCCCGUGUUGUGUUCUGUUGCUCAUAUAUAUAUAUUCUUAAAAAAAAAAAUGAUGAUUGCAAUCUUUGGUCCGUGUUUAUGAGGUGGCCUCAAGACCCACCGCAUGAGUGACAAAGGAGAUUUAAAUCUAUUAUCUGAUAUUUUUGGAAAAUUUGAAAAAAGAGGGACAAUAACCACAACAUUGGUUGAAUUUGAAAAAAAAAAAAAAGUUCAACACUGGAUAAGCUGUAACGAUUGACAACUGGCAGUAGAAAGUUACAAUUUUUCAUUGAAAUUUCCAAGAUACUAACUAGUAGUUCUAACUUUUUAGUGCUGCACCAACUCAGGCCGAUGUAAAGGUUUACAAAGCUUUCCAAAAGGAAUACCCAGCCUUCACCAGAUGGUUCAACCACAUUGCCUCGUACACUGACGAAUUUGCUGAUUUGCCAGCUGGUAACGACUCCCCAGCUCCAGCUAAGAAGGAAGCUGCUGAAGAGGACGACGAUGUCGACUUGUUUGGUUCAGAUGACGAAGAAGUUGACGAAGAAGCUGAGAAAUUGAAGCAACAAAGAUUGGCUGAAUACGCUGCUAAAAAAGCCGCUAAAGGUCCAAAACCAGCUGCCAAGUCUAUCGUUACCUUGGAUGUCAAGCCAUGGGAUGAUGAAACCAACUUGGAUGAAUUGUUGGAAAACGUCAAGAACAUCCAAAUUGAGGGUUUGACUUGGGGUGCUCACCAAUGGAUCCCAGUUGGUUUCGGUAUCAAGAAGUUGCAAAUCAACUUGGUUGUUGAAGAUGCCUUAGUUUCGUUGGAUGAUUUGCAAGCUGCUGUUGAAGAAGAUGAAGACCACGUUCAAUCAACUGAUAUUGCUGCUAUGCAAAAAUUGUAA